Messenger RNA from Leptopilina heterotoma, 621 nucleotides. RefSeq lists its product as uncharacterized. Gene Ontology annotation, molecular function: aspartic-type endopeptidase activity. Gene Ontology annotation, biological process: proteolysis. The record is from RefSeq and is a predicted model, not a curated record. The transcript has a single exon. The coding region runs from base 1 to 621 and encodes 206 amino acids. NCBI's taxonomy places the organism in Eukaryota, Metazoa, Arthropoda, Insecta, Hymenoptera, Figitidae.
AUGUUUACCGGACAAGUGUACCGCACCGUGCAAUUGGUCGAAAAAACAAAAUACGGGAAAAAAAUAGCGCCUCAUCGUGUCGACGCAAUCGAUGAUAAUAAAGGCUCAAAGCGUCUCUAUGCUUUCGAUAAAAAAUCGCGUUUAAAUUUUCUAAUUGACACCGGGUCAGAUAUUUCGUUGAUCCCUCAUGUAGGAAAACCGGAUACACCCCCGUCAGAUAUCACGCUUUUUGCGGCAAAUAAUACUCGUAUUGCGACAUAUGGCAAUAAACAUUUAAAUUUAAAUCUUGGAUUGCGCUGGGACCUGAACUGGAAAUUUUUAGUAGCCGAUGUUCCGUAUCCAAUAAUAGGAGCGGACCUCCUAUCGCAUUAUGGAAUAUUAGUCGAUUUAAAAGAACGGAAAAUAAUAGACUCUCUAACGAAUUUGCGAGUUAAUGGAGUUUUAAAAUGCGCAGAAAUAUGUAGCAUCAGUGUAAUUGAUCGCACGUCGGAAAACGCGAAGUUAUUGGAAGAAUUCCCUGAAAUAACCAAAUUGCAACAAUCGACAAAUACGUCGAUCCGCGACACGGUUCAUUAUAUAGUAACGAAAGGACAACCGAUAGCACAAAGGCGCGACGUUUAG